GAGUGAGAGAGAGCCGGAGAAAACAAGGAGAAAGAAACAGAGAGAGAGAGAGAGAGAGAGAGAGAGAGAGAAGAACUGGGGUGUUGCCGCCUCUGAGACACACUCACGCAUCACAGAGUAACAGCAGCAGGGUGAGAACAGAGCAUCCCUCAUCCAUCCUCUCUGGGAAAACAAGGCUGCUUUUUGAAUUAUUGAAGCCGCACAAAAACAAAACCCGUUACAUUAUUAAACAUAAUCGAAGCCGAGAUAUUGCGGAGAUAUACUGAAACCUCUUCGCCAGGAGAGCUCGGUGUGAAAGCAGAAGGACCGUUUCAGCACCUUGGACAGCGACAAUGGCUCUUAUGGUGGAGGACGGAGCUCAGCUCGUGGCAGUACCAGUAGGUGUAGCUGUGGUGAGUGUCUUUGGCCUUGUCUUCACUGUGUCAGCCUUUGCGUGGAUCUGUUGCCAGCGUAAAAACACAAAAUCCCAGAAGACACCUCCCUACAAGUUUGUUCACAUGCUCAAAGGGGUCGACAUCUACCCAGAGAGCCUCAGUGGCAAGAAGAAGUUUGCCGCACCUGCCACCACAACAACAAAUGACACCAGUAAAACUGACGUUAACGGAAACUGCCACACCGCGUCACCUAUGAGUCCGACUGGCACCGGCAAACUGGCAUCAAGUCCAAACGGUUCCAGACCGGCUCUGCAUCUAGAUCUGGAGAAACGGGAUCUGAAUGGCAACUUCACCACGAAACCAUUUCACCACCACCACCAGAAAGUCCGGAGCUCCCCAGACCUGGAGCUGCCAUCUCCUCAUGCAGGGUUCACCCAACCUGGGGUAACUGACCGCCGUGACCUCGCUUCACCAUCCAGCACCCUCUCCAGCCAGGCACCCACCCCGGCUGUGGACAAGCCCCAGGGAGAGGAGAGGGACAGUGGGUUAGGGACUCUCCACUUCUCCUUGGAGUACCAGCCGGAGAAGAAGGCAUUCAUUGUCCAUAUCAAGGAAGCCCAUGGCCUGACCCCAACUGAUGAACAGUCGCUGACCUCUGACCCCUACAUCAAGCUGACCCUGCUGCCAGAGAAAAAGCACCGGGUGAAGACCAGAGUCCUGAGGAAGACUCUCGACCCCGCCUUCGACGAGACCUUCAGCUUCUAUGGGAUCCCGCUGGCCCGAGUGUCAGAGUUGGCCCUUCACUUCAUGGUGCUGAGCUUUGACAGGUUCUCCCGCGACGAGGUCAUCGGGGAGACCCUCGUCCCCUUGUCCGGGAUUGACUUGUCAGAGGGGCGUGUCCUGAUGAGCCGAGAGAUCAUCAAGAGGAACUUCAAGAAGUCCUCAGGCCGAGGCGAGUUACUGCUGUCUCUGUGUUACCAGUCCACCACCAACACUCUGACUGUGGUCGUCCUCAAGGCUCGCCACCUGCCCAAGACUGAAAACAAUGGACCUUCAGAUCCAUACGUCAAGGUGAACAUGUACCAUGGAAAGAAGCGCGUGUGCAAGAAGAAGACCCACGUGAAGAAGUGCUCCCCCAACCCAGUCUUCAACGAGCUCUUUGUCUUUGAUUUGCCCUCUGACGAGGGCCUGAGGGACACCAGCGUGGAGCUGCUGCUGAUGGACUCAGACACAGGCAACUCGCGCAGCCCCAACACCGUCCUCGGGCGCCUGGUGCUGGGCACAUCGGCAGCGGGAACUCCCGGCGAGCACUGGAGGGAGAUCUGCGACCACCCGCGUCGCCAGAUCGCCAAGUGGCAUGCCAUGUCAGAGGAUUAGAAUGCCGGGGUGUUGGUGGAUUCUGACGUCCAUCCCAUAUGUGGUCAAACACAAGACGGAUGGAAUGAAGAUGGGCAGGAUUUAAUGUCCUGCCAACCAGUACUCAUUGGACUUUCAGUGAGGGUGGGAAAUGGGGUGGGGGGUGGUGGGGUGGGGUGGGGUGGGGUGGGGGACUUUGAUGUUGUGGGGAGGGUCAUUUGAAGUGAUGUCAUCAUUCAUUCAAUCAGUCAUUCAAUCACUUAUCUUUGAAGUUAUUGGGGUUCACUGGGGACGGCGGGGCCUGACAACCCCAUAGCUUUAAACGAUCCCAAAGACUGUCACUGAAAAUCACCUGGUAACAUGCAACAUCAUCUCCAUGGCAACAACCAAUUGUCACGGUAACCAUGUGCAGUGCAGAAUGUCUUAAAUGUCGCUAUUACUCUUCUUCUUUUCUUCCUUUGCUUCUUCUUCUUCCUCCUCUUCUUCAUCUUCUUCCUCUUCCUCUUCUUCUUCUUCUUCUUCUCUUUCUUCAGCUCUCCCUUCUAUAAAUAGUAACCUAGUCCAUCGUAUGAAAACCAGAAUGAACCACAUCUGACAAUGCUGUAAAAAAUGUGGAUUAUUAAAGUUUAUUUUAUAAUGACAAUGUUUUCUUCAUAAAGAUGUAGAUUGUUUUCAUUUAUGUUUUUGUUUUGUACUCCUCUGGUUGAUUUGUUGAACAUGUUUUGUAAGUAUAAGUGGUAUUUCAUAUCAUCACAAGAAAGCCUAAAUUAGGUGGUUUGAGAAAAGAAACUGAGACUGAGUGCACUGGGGACAGUAACUGGAUGCAUUAAUGUGUGUGUGUUUCGAUAUGAGAGUGCUUGUGCUGACGCGACUGUGUGAGUGUGUGGGUGUGUAUGUUAACUUUGAAGAAAUGUGAGCCACAUAAUGUUUACUGUAGGUGUUUUGUCCCCCUUACUGUGAGCACAAAGACAGCUGAAAUGUAAAUGUAUGUACCUUACUAUAAAAUAUGGCAAGUUCUGAGAAAAAAAACCAAAA
Seriola aureovittata is the source of this 2765-nucleotide messenger RNA. RefSeq names its product synaptotagmin IV (gene syt4). The record is from RefSeq and is a predicted model, not a curated record. Bases 333 to 1751 code for a protein of 472 amino acids. Gene Ontology annotation, cellular component: axon; synapse; membrane. NCBI's taxonomy places the organism in Eukaryota, Metazoa, Chordata, Actinopteri, Carangiformes, Carangidae. The transcript is spliced from 5 exons. Gene Ontology annotation, molecular function: clathrin binding; phosphatidylserine binding; calcium-dependent phospholipid binding. Gene Ontology annotation, biological process: regulation of calcium ion-dependent exocytosis; regulation of dopamine secretion; vesicle fusion.